Messenger RNA from Owenia fusiformis, 1286 nucleotides. The record is from the annotation of a GenBank genome assembly. Lineage: Eukaryota; Metazoa; Annelida; Polychaeta; Sabellida; Oweniidae.
AUAUAAAUAUAAUCAAUACAUCUUUAGAUUUAUACUUAGAUUCUACCAUAAUACGCGUAAGACAAGGCAACAAAUAUUAUUGAAAACAGAUAUAUGGCGGUUCAUAAAAACUAAAAAAAUCCAUGCUUCUUUGAGAAUUUUUCUUUACCCUACUGAAUAUCGUAAACUAAGGUGUACUGACGAGUUAUGGAGUACCUAUGAUCGUACUUUAGGAACCUGAAUUAGUUCAAAAGAUGGAGCUGCUGUGUCGUAGUGUUGGGCAGUUGGCUUUGAAACAGAGAAUCUUUGUUCCAUGUGUAAGUAGUGUUAGACACCAUAACCACUAUGAGUUCUCAAGGUGGCGUAAGAAGUACAAACAGCCAAUAUGGCGGUAUAAGCUAAAGGAUAAACGAGCCCUGAUUCCACCCGAUGCCUGGGCUGAGCCUCUUUAUGAACGGCACGAGAAAAUUGCUCGAGGGGAAGAGGUGGUACCACAGACUCCAGUGAUGCUGCACUUGGUUCAGAGAAUCAAGACACUAAGAGGCCAACCGCAUACUGUAAAGACCCUCAUGGAGAAACUAGGCUUAGAUGGACCAUUACAUAAGAUGGUGAUUAAAAAGAAUGAGCCUUCAGUGAACAAGGAACUAAUGAAAGUGAAACACUUAAUCAAAAUUCAACAAAUUACAUUUCCCUACGGCCCCCCUACCUCUGAUUCAGAUCUCGAUCACACAAUGGUGAAAACUAACGGGGAAUGUAUGGUCACUAAGGAAAUCAAUUCUAGCGAAAUACCAGUAAAGUUCGAAAUGGAUGAGGAUCGUAAAAAAUGGUUGAUGGAUAAGGAUACGCUGAAGCGCCAUCUACAGUUAAAACAGCAGCAGUUUAAAGUCGGGGAAGAAUAUUGGAAAGAGCAAACUGUUUAUAAGUACAAUCAAGAUGGUAAAGAACAUAGAUAUUCUCACAAUAAGAGCCAAGAGAAAAUCAAGGAACAUUAUAACAUGGGGAGACCUUUCAAAGGCAAAUUAUAACAACAUUACUUUAGUUAAUAGAAAUUCCAUCAGAUUUUUAAUAGAAAUAUAGCCCUCUGUUUAGAGAGGGGGUGCCCAGGUUUGUUAUAAGAAUGAUUUGUUCAAAUACUUUAAGCACUAAGCAUUUUAUUUUGAUGUACUAUGUUAUGAUUUGAUCAGAAAUUAGUUAUUUUGUGUGGUUGAUUGUUUGAAAAACAACAUUUGUGCACUUACAUAUGUAUUGGAUAUGGAUAUUUGAUAUGAUUAAUAUUUGUCUAAAGAAUAAAUAACCUUGAAAUUAAA